GUAUUCCUGUCAGGUUUCAGUUAUCCAACUCACGGAGAUGAGAGUUUACUGGAAUUUUCUUAUUCUCAAGUUGUUUUAUUUUGUAUUAGUUGUACCAGGCAGUUGGCAAUGUGACAACGGAGUAUAUGAUGGGAAGGGACAAACAUAUAAAAUUAUUGAAGAAUCACCAACUAAUUUUCCAGGAUGCAAAGAGGAUAGUCAGAUGUUGGUUGGUAAAACUGGAUUAAAAUAUUGUCUUGCUAAAGAUCCCGAUUUUUUAUCCUAUUUGCAGUGUGCAGAUGCAUCGGAGAAUAAAAAUUCAGGUGGCUCGAACAGGCUUUUGAUUGAUUUAAACCCAUCAGGUGAUUCGGCGUUUUCUAGAUCUUUUGAAUAUGAAUCUUCAGAGUUCUGUAAAGAAACUUUUGUUAAAUCCUGCGUCAAAGCCAACAUAAAUCCAGAUCUGCUUGGAGAGACUAUUGAACUACCUGGAAACAUUAAGCUGAAGUUCAAAAAUAAAGUGCCCGGAGAUGAACAUGCUUACAACUAUGAAGGGAAUGAUGCAGUUUUAAUUAUAACAUACAACCCAGUCAAUAAAACUAUGCAAGGCCUUGCAACCUUAGGAGAUGGUAGGGCUUAUAAUUUAGAAUAUGUUGGAGAUGGGGUUCAUCUAUGGAAAGAGAUGGAUCUGAAUGAGAUUAAAAAACUUGAAUAUGGCCAAACUGGAAAUAGAGGAAUAGGUCACGGUCAAGACGACUCUGUUGAUGUAAAUGUUACUGAAAGCACUGCAAACAGAAUGGCACCUGAAAUACACAAUGACAACACUACCAUGGUAUAUAUUUCUGUUAGGUUUUAUUUUACUCCCCAGUUCUUAGUAAAAACCCCAGAUGUCGUUGGAUUUGUUGCAAAGAUUGCAGCUCUGACUAAUCAAGGAUUUCAAAACAGCAUGGUCCCUAUAACCAUUGUUGUUCAUUGUAUUGAACCAUUGAACAUUCCUGAAUUAUAUUCUGCACAAGAACAGCUGAGCAAAUUUGAAAACUUCAAGGGAAAUCAUAAAGAUAUACUAGGUUCUGCUGAUGCUGCAACCCUAUUGGUUUCUGGAGAAAACUUCAGCUCAUGCGGAAUUGCUUACUUUGAUGUUGCUUCUUCUGGUAGAACAAUUUCUGUUGUUACAAAAUCAUGUGCAGACACAAACUAUAGCUUUGGUCAUGAACUCGGGCACAAUUUGGGAUGUGCUCAUAAUGUUGAGGAUGAUACAAAUCCAGCAAAUCCCUACGCAUUUGGAUACUUUUUCCCAGCAGGUCAGGGGAAAUCAGGGUUUAGAAGCAUAAUGGCGUAUGCUGCUCCUAAGUAUCCAACUCGGACUAACUUUUUCUCCAAUCCUGGUGUAGUAUUUCCGGACACUGGGACUUCAACUGGCGUCCACGGGAAAGCCAACAAUGUAGCAGUGAUGUUAAGAAACCGGUUUUCCAUUGCAAAGAAUGGAGAUGAGAGUAUUGGGUGUAAUUUGGCGUGGUUAGCUAAUGGCAGGUGA
Messenger RNA from Eurytemora carolleeae, 1510 nucleotides. RefSeq names its product peptidyl-Asp metalloendopeptidase. Lineage: Eukaryota; Metazoa; Arthropoda; Copepoda; Calanoida; Temoridae. Gene Ontology annotation, molecular function: metallopeptidase activity. The transcript has 4 exons. The coding region runs from base 38 to 1510 and encodes 490 amino acids. The record is from RefSeq and is a predicted model, not a curated record.